Molecule: messenger RNA, 609 nt
Organism: Mesorhabditis spiculigera
Lineage: Eukaryota; Metazoa; Nematoda; Chromadorea; Rhabditida; Rhabditidae
Source: the annotation of a GenBank genome assembly
AUGCCCAGGCAUGAACGGCGCAGCUCUAGGAGUCCAAAACGUGACCGGUCGCGAGAUCGCCACAACCGACGCCGCUCGCGCUCCAGGGAUCGUGAUCGUCGUGACAAGAAAUCGGCAAAACGCGAAUACGAGGAUGAGCCGGAGAAGAAGGUGGUCGAUUUGCGGCAAAAGCUGCGCGAUGGGCUCGCCUCGGCCAGUGUCUCCUUGGCUGCCCGAACCGCUACUUCGACAGUAGUGCAAGACGACGAAGUAACACUAGACGAGCGCGGCAACCUCUCACGUGUGCGACAAAUCGAGGCCAUUGACUCGGAGAGUCCAUUCCGACCCAAGCAAUUCAAGUCGACGGCCGGCGGCGGUGGCGGAAGAGCGUACGGGGAUAAGAAACAACAACCAUCGAAAGCUCAGAAGGCGGCAAAGAAAGAGGACGCCCACGAGGACUCCAUUUUCGGGCCCACCAAGCCGCAGACGCUGGCCGAUAUUGCGGUGCCGAAGGAGCCGACGCAAGAGCCGCAAAUGGUCUUUCAUCAGGAUCUAUCCGCCGACCCGAAGAUGCGCGAGGCUCGCUGGCUGGAGCUGUGGAAGGAGCGCCGGAUGCGACACGGCGUCUGU